CCCGGCAGCAGCACCAAUGCGUUUUAAAACACAGCAGGGCUGAACGGCUCUCCAGACCGGCGGGGAAGGUUCAGGUGCCGGCUGUGCUCUUCCUGGCGAGGGCAGCGCGGCCGUGGCGAACGGGAGAGGCUAGACAGAGCCGGGGCGAGCCCGCAGGGGCCGCGGGCGACGUUCAGGCCAUUCUCCGAGGGGGGAAGCCCCGCAGCCCCGGGCGGGCGCCGUGCGCGCGCCCCGCCCCGCCGCGGGAAGGCGGAAGGGUUUCGGGGCGGCCCCGGGAAGGCAGCGCGCGGUGCCAUGGAGCGGCGGCGCCGGGUCCUCCGCUGCUGAGGGAGGCCCGCACCGGGAGCCGCCAUGGCCGCCGCCCUCCGGUGCGUCUUCUCCAGCUGCCUCCUGCUCUGCGUAUCCGGAAUAAUGCCAAAACCCCAAAAUGUAAGAAUUACUUCAGUUAAUCUUCGUAGCUUUUUACGGUGGGAUGCACCUGAGUUUCACGAAGGGAAUGUAAGUUACACUGUCCAAUCUAAGAGCAUUACUUUACCUGGAAGCACGUAUACAAAUGUGAGCACAAACUUGAGACUCACAGAAUGCGAUGUCUCUUUUCUGUCUGUGUAUGGAGACUACAUUUUACAGGUCAGAGCGGAGUCAGAAAAUAACCAUUCAGACUGGGAAUCUGUCCCUUUCAAGCCCAUGCAUGACACAGUCAUUGGGCCACCUGAUGUAAAAGUGAAGUCAGACUCUGGGUCCCUACAUGUGGAUUUCAUAGGCCCUUUUACUGAACAUGAACAUGACAAGUGGUCUCUAAAGCAGUAUUACGGCUCAUGGAAUUACAGAAUACUGUACUGGAAAAAAGACAGCAAUAAAGAGGUGACUCGCAUAGAUAGUAAACAUAACUCUGAAGUAUUAUCUCAGUUGGAGCCGUGGACAAUAUAUUGCAUUCAAGUGCAAGCAGUUAUCCCCGAGUGGAACAAAGCAGGGAAACUGAGCGAAGAGCUUUGUGAGCAGACAACCCACAACGGUGUAACUCCCGUGUGGUUAAUUGUGACCGUUCUUAUAGGAUCAAUGUUGGUUGUUGUAAUAUCUGUUCCUGUUUGUUUCUUUUCCUUUUUGUAUCUGUAUCGACUCACAAAACAUGUUUUCUGCCCUUCAUAUAUUUUCCCACAACACUUGAAAGAGUUUUUGAGCAAGCCUCCCAGUGGUUCACAGCUUUUUUCUCCACUCCCACAAGAAGAGCAUCUCUCUUAUGACAAGCUAAUUGUUGUUUCAGAAGAACCCAAAAAUCAUAGUGAUGAGACUGGUGAUGAGGCCAGCAAGACAACAGAGCACCUUCAGGACUCCGAACAAGAAGAUUCCGAUUCAAGAAUAGUCCCAGCUUCAGAAAAGGCCUAAAUACACUCCUCAUACUUCACUCGGACCAACAGAAAAGCAAAUGGGCUGUUGAGUUUAUCUUCUUAUUGCUGCAUUCUUAAGACAGUAAAAAUCCAUGUACGAAGAUCUGUGCACAGGCUUUUGACAGAAUGGUAUUACUUUUUUUUAAGUACAAGAAACUUGACUGUAAAUGAAGAAUUAAAUUAUAUGUAAUUUUUGCCACCGUUUGUUGUGGCUCACUUAAGUUGUAGCAAUACCUAGGACCUGUAUUAUGACAUUAAUUUAAAAAGCAAAUAUCAUAUAUAUAUAUAUAUAUAUAUACACACACUGGUUAAUUUAACUUUGAUGAACUAUUUAUUGCAAAAGCUAAUCAAAAUGGCAUAUUGUAUAAGGUUUGUAAAAGAAAAUUAUACUUUGUAAAGGAAGAACUGAUCUGACUUAUUUUUUUUUAAAGAGAAAUUGUGUGUAUUUCUUAAGGAUCUGCUUAGCAGCAUAAUCUUUCUAUUGAAUAUUUUUUUACCUGAUGCAAAAUUGUAAAGUUGUUAUGAUGAUAUGAACUUGGUAUGAAUAAACCAAACACAAAUA
Messenger RNA from Chroicocephalus ridibundus (black-headed gull), 1947 nucleotides. It is a transcript of the gene IL10RB, whose product is annotated as interleukin 10 receptor subunit beta. Gene Ontology annotation, molecular function: interleukin-10 receptor activity; protein binding. Gene Ontology annotation, biological process: cytokine-mediated signaling pathway. Gene Ontology annotation, cellular component: plasma membrane. The transcript is spliced from 7 exons. Lineage: Eukaryota; Metazoa; Chordata; Aves; Charadriiformes; Laridae. The record is from RefSeq and is a predicted model, not a curated record. Bases 352 to 1383 code for a protein of 343 amino acids.